CGAAGGUGAUCAUUAUACACAUGGGACGGAUUUAUUUUGAUUGUAAAGUUCGAAUUUCAAAGAAAUAUAACUCCAAUUUGAAGUUCCGCGUUUGAACUGAACUUCAAACGACCGCAUUCAUCAGGAAUUUUAUAACAUAUUGGUCUAAGAAGACAUUUGCCAAGACGUUGUUUGUCCGUAUCGCUGCUCUUCAAAAAUUGAAGCAGCUUCUUGCUGAGUGACUUAGGAAUGUCGAGAUAGCAAAAUUUUCAAUCUAAAUGCUGUUCUAGAACUACCAUCAGUGAGGAAUUACCCACUCAUGUAUCGAGAAAAUACCUUCAAUUUUCGUCAGCUUGAUAAUAAUUUCAAGUGGAAGACAUUUUCUAUUGCYCUUGUGGUUCUUCUAUGUUAUGCAGGGACARCCGAAGCUGCUUGUGACUGUGGGGUAGAAUGUCCUUGCGAUAAAACGAAUUGUACUGCUGGGACUUUUUGGCAGACUUCUGCAUGUGUUCAAUGUCCAGCCGGUCAUUUCUGUAUAGGAGGAUCUGAUUCAGCUACCCCAUGUAAUGCUGGUACUUCUAAUCCAUCUCCUGGUGCAUCAAAUGAUUCCUUUUGCAAGGCUUGUGCAUCUGGUUCUAAUAGUACAGCAGGGUCAGUAUCCUGUACUCCAUGCCCUGCAGGUUAUAGCUGUUCUGGUGGUACAGCAACACUUUGUGCUGCUGGCAAAUACUCUCUUUAUGGAGAAGGUGUAUGCAAAGAUGUGGAUUCUUUUCAAAUUGCUGCUGCUCCCAAUAUGCUACCUGAGUAUUGYGAUGGCGGAUAUGAGCCUGAUGCCUCAAAAACUAAAUGUAACCCUUGUCCAGCUGGAAAGUAUGCUUUCAAUGGUUCUUCAACAUGCCAAACCUGUCCAUCGGGUCAUUUUAGCUUGGGUGGAGCUGUGAAGUGUACAAUCUGCCCAGAAGGAUAUCAAUGCUCCAACAAAUCUAUUGCACCAGUAAGAUGUUCUUCAGGAGAGUAUGCCUCAGAAGGACAAGAUAGCUGUACGCCUUGUGAAAAAGGUUUCUACUGUCCAAACACUAUCCUUGGUGCUCCCAUACCUUGUCCCAAUGGAACUUACACUUCAAGCAYAGGACAGACAUCAUGUUUGGCCUGCAAUGCAGGAAUGUACUGUCCUUUUAGUUCUCAAGAAGAAAAAUCAUGUCCAAAUGGGACAUAUAGUAAAUCUGGUUCAACAGUCUGCACUGAAUGCCCUGCUGGACACAAAUGUCCUGACAAAGCUGCUGAUCCUGAGCCCUGUCUCAAGAAAACRUAUUCUCCAACAAGUCAGAUGACCUGCACAGCAUGCCCUAUYGGAGGAGAAUGUCCAACUGACAAACUAUCUAAUUACAUCCCAUGUUCUUCAGGGAAAUAUUCUGACACUCUAGGAAGUGUUUCWUGUAUCUCUUGUCCUGCUGGAUCMAAAUGUCCAGAURUUAAAGGUCCUCCAGUGGUUUGUGAAGAUGGGUACUACAGUAAGGGAGAUUCAGCAGUGUGUACAGUAUGYCCAGAAGGUCAUAGCUGUGCCAAUAAGUCAAAAGAUCCAGACCCAUGUCAGCCAGGAAGUUAUGCGCCAUCAGGUAAAAUGGGAUGCUUACCGUGUCCAAUAGGAUCACAGUGUCCUUCAUCAACGCUAUCUAAACACAUACCAUGCUCCAACGGCACCACGGCAUUAGCUGUCAAUCAAACAUCAUGUGAUACUUGUCUUGCUGGAUCCAAGUGUCCUGAUGCUACAAAGUCACCUAUUACAUGUGAAGAUGGUUAUUUCAGUAAGGCUGGAGCUUCAGAAUGUAUAAUAUGCACUGGAGGUCACAGGUAAUAUUAUUGUAGAAAUUGAAAUUUAAUAWAUGUCUUAUAUAGCUAUGUUUAAUGAUUUGGUCAGACU
Exaiptasia diaphana is the source of this 1900-nucleotide messenger RNA. Its product is annotated as proprotein convertase subtilisin/kexin type 5. NCBI's taxonomy places the organism in Eukaryota, Metazoa, Cnidaria, Anthozoa, Actiniaria, Aiptasiidae. The record is from RefSeq and is a predicted model, not a curated record. The transcript is spliced from 8 exons. The coding region runs from base 299 to 1834 and encodes 511 amino acids.